Messenger RNA from Syngnathoides biaculeatus (alligator pipefish), 2191 nucleotides. It is a transcript of the gene becn1, whose product is annotated as beclin 1, autophagy related. Gene Ontology annotation, biological process: late endosome to vacuole transport; cellular response to nitrogen starvation; autophagosome assembly. The coding region runs from base 166 to 1509 and encodes 447 amino acids. Lineage: Eukaryota; Metazoa; Chordata; Actinopteri; Syngnathiformes; Syngnathidae. Gene Ontology annotation, cellular component: phosphatidylinositol 3-kinase complex, class III, type I; phosphatidylinositol 3-kinase complex, class III, type II; phagophore assembly site. The transcript is spliced from 12 exons. The record is from RefSeq and is a predicted model, not a curated record.
AAGAGGAAGCAAACAUCAAUACGGAAGUAAAGAUCAAUACGGAAAGGAAGAAGCAGAACAGUGACAGUCACGCUAAUUGUUUUGUUUACAUUUGUUAUUUCCACAGUCUUCCCCAACACGUUGUAUUAUAUGAAUUUAUUUAGCUUAAAGUAUAUGUCGUGAGUGAUGGAGGGCUCCAAGACUUCGAGCACCACGAUGCAGGUUAGCUUCGUUUGUCAGCGGUGUUGCCAGCCUCUCAAGUUGGACACGUCCUUCAAUGUAUUGGAUCGGGUCACGAUCCACGAACUGAUUGCUCCUUUGGUUACUGUCACACCAAGCAAACAGUCAGAUUGCGGCGAAGGAGACACUACAACAGAGGAGACCUUUGUGGAAAACAAGCAAGAUGGCGUGUCGAGAAAAUACAUCCCACCUGCACGGAUGAUGUCUACGGAGAGCGCCAACAGCUUCACACUGCUCGGGGACGCUCCUGACGGAGGCACCAUGGAAAAUCUAAGCCGCAGACUCAAGGUGACCAGCGACCUGUUUGACAUCAUGUCCGGUCAGACCGAUGUGGACCACCCGCUGUGUGAGGAAUGUACUGACACUCUGUUGGACCACCUGGACACACAGCUCAACAUCACCGAGAAUGAAUGUCAGAAUUACAAGCAGUGUCUGGAGCUCCUGUCGCAGCUGCAAGUGGAGGAUGAGGAGACGCUGCUGGAGGAGCUGCAGCACCUCAAGGAGGAAGAGGCGGCCCUGGUGCACCAGCUGGAGGCUGUCGAGGAGCAGCGGGCCGCCGUGGCCCAGGAACUGACGCAGAGCCGGGCCCAGGCCCAGCAGCUGGAGACGGAGGAGUUGCAGUACCAGAAGGAGUACAGCGAGUUCAAACGUCAACAGCUGGAGCUGGACGACGAACUGAAGAGUGUGGACAACCAGAUGCGUUAUUGCCAGAUUCAACUGGAUCGGCUCAAGAAGACCAACGUCUUCAAUGCCACCUUUCACAUCUGGCACAGCGGGCAGUUCGGCACCAUCAACAACUUCCGUUUGGGUCGACUUCCCAGUGUGCCCGUGGAGUGGAAUGAGAUCAACGCGGCCUGGGGACAGACGGUGCUGCUGCUGCACGCGCUGGCCAACAAGAUGGGGCUGCGCUUUCAGAGAUAUCGCCUCGUGCCCUACGGAAAUCAUUCCUAUCUGGAGUCCCUGACCGAUAAGUCAAAGGAACUUCCACUGUACUGUUCGGGUGGCCUGAGGUUCUUCUGGGACAACAAGUUUGACCACGCCAUGGUGGCUUUCCUGGACUGCGUGCAGCAGUUCAAGGAUGAGGUGGAAAAAGGCGACACCGGCUUCUGUCUCCCGUACAGGAUGGACGUGGAGAAGGGCAAGAUCGAGGACACGGGCGGCAGUGGCGGCUCGUACUCCAUCAAGACUCAGUUCAACUCAGAGGAGCAGUGGACCAAGGCGCUCAAAUUCAUGCUCACCAACCUCAAAUGGGGGCUGGCCUGGGUCACCUCGCAGUUCUACAACAGAUAAACGCCACGGAGACGGCGCGACAAAAAAAAAAAAAAAAAACGUGCUGAUGGAACAGUUUUGGAGAAAGCGUACCUCGUGCUGUGGCCUGCGGUACUCGUUCCCCCGGACUCGAAUGUAAACCUUCCUGAAACAUCCACCUGUACCACAGUCCAAUUUAUAUUCUCUGAAUACUUGGGUUUUGUUGGCGUCAUUAAAGCAGGGGUCGGGAAACAGAGCCCAAAACAUUUAACCCACAUCGUAGUAAACAUGUUCAAAUGUUGUAUCAUAUUUUCUUGUGUGUAGUUCACCAUAAAAAAAACUGAAAGCGGUUCCUCAGUCCUGCAUGAAAGGAUUUAUAAAUUGCACUGAGCUGAUACUUAAACUUCAUAAACAUUUUGUUUAGAAAAAGCUGCUGUCAGAUGAAGUACUGUUUACUCAUAUACAUGGACUAUAUCAAAAAUACACCUUAAUAAAUGAACAUGACCUCAGAUUUACUCUUGAUUUGGUGUUCAAUUCACCCCAAAAUGAGUAACUUGUUUCUCAAUUUUAGACAUGGGUUCUGGAGACUUUUUGUUGGGGUACUUCAAGGUGUGCUACUAAGUGAGCUUUUAGGGAUUAUGGAAUGUUAACCAGGAUACAUAUCUAUAUUAGGUUUUGGGACAUGUUGAGGCCUGAAUAAUAAUUGGGAAAAAAAAAAAAAAAA